Molecule: messenger RNA, 831 nt
Organism: Drosophila virilis
Lineage: Eukaryota; Metazoa; Arthropoda; Insecta; Diptera; Drosophilidae
Gene: Pldn
Product: biogenesis of lysosomal organelles complex 1 subunit pallidin
Biological process (GO): intracellular transport
Cellular component (GO): BLOC-1 complex; transport vesicle
Source: RefSeq, a predicted model, not a curated record
AUGUUGAAAAGCAGCAACUUAAAUAGUGUCAUUGAUCAACUCGAUGCCGAUCGCACGGUCAGCGGCGCUGCCGUGGUACCAGAGAACAACAACAAGCUAGUGAAAACAGACGACAACGAAUGCUCCAUGGCAGCCUUACAAAUGUCCUUCGGAAUACUCGAAAUAGCCGAGCCGCCCUUAGUACGUGUCCGAGCGCAGCUCAAGGAAUUAAUUGGCAAGCAAAACAAGUUCUACAUUGACGUCUCCAAGGAGAAAUAUAAGCUGGACUGCAGUGAGGUAGCAAAAUUAAUUGAUAUGAUGAAUGAUGUGAAGCGCUACAAAGAGAGACUGGUGAAAAUAAAAAAGGAUAUGCAGUCCAUUUACCAACGGUCUAAGGUUCUAAAGAAACGAGCCGCCAACGUGGCCACCUGCAAGCAGCGCGAUUACCAGCGCAAACUCGAAAAGCAACAGCAGGAGGAGUCGCUCAUAGGCGGCCAGUUGCAGUAGUUAAAUUUGUAGGUCUAAGCUAUCAUAAGUAAUUACAAAGUUGCCGAGCCCAAACAUGGGUAAGGCAAACGCUGACAAGAAUCUAGAACUAGAGCUAAUUAAACAUAUAUUAUUUAAAUGUUUAUCUAUGGAUUAAAGCCCAUAAUUGACUUAUACAAACAAGUUGCUAACUAUUUGUAUAUGUUCUGUAUAUAAUUUGGUAAAUACUUUCGAGAUUUCACAGUAUAUUUAUAAUUGAAAUGAAGCUACAUGCAAGUGAAGCCAAUUUUGAUAUGCCAAUUGUUCAUUUUAAGUAUCUAAUAGUGUACAAAAUAUAACAUUUAAACAUUCACAGCGCUAAAACGA